AUGGCUGAAUUCCAUGCGAGCGAUCCCUUCGACAUUCCAUCUGUGCCUUUAGUUUCAACCCCUCGUGGAGUCGAAACUAUACAAGGAGACUACAGGAUGUCGCAAGUAUGUUUCGCCGCCGAGUUAAAAAGAAAGAAAUUUUCGAUCAAAACUUCCCAUAAAAAGAAAAAAAAGCUGACACUCGAUGAGAACGCCCAGAAACGAGACUCGGAAGUCUUCUGGCAAUCUCAAAGGGCCAAAGCCCUAGAAGGGAAGCACGAACCGAUUUGCGAACCGGUAAUUUCGAUCUGCCUCGACGAAUCCUCUCCGGAGCGAUGCGUCGAGAUUGGAGCCAACCUCCGCGAGCCACUAAAGACAGAGCUCAUCGCCUGUCUCAAAAAGAACCCCAAUGCGUUCGCUUGGGCCGCGGAAGGUAUGCCAGGGAUCGAUAUCGGCAUAACGUAUCAUGAGCUUAACAUCGAUCCGACCUACAGACCCGUCAAACAAAAAAGACGAAAGCUAGGACCGGAGAGUGCUACCGCGGUAAACGAGGAAGUUGAGAAACUCCUCAAAGUAGGGUCAAUAACAGAAGUUGGAUACCCGGAUUGGCUCGCCAAUCCCGUCGUGAUCAUGAUGAAUCCCGACGAUCGUGAGGAAACUCCGUUCAUCACCGAUCAGGGAACAUAUUGCUACAAAGUAAUGCCUUUCAGUCUCAAGAAUGCAGGCGCCACUUACCAGCGACUUGUCAAUCGAAUUUUCUCCGAACAGCUCAGCAAGACUAUGGAGGUAUACAUCAAUGACAUGCUCGUAAAGUCUCUUGACGAGCACGAUCACGUCUCCCAUUUGGAGAAGUGCUUUGCAAGACUUAACACCCACAACAUGAAACUAAACCCUGCAAAGUGUAGAUUCGCUGUGGCAUCAGGAGAAUUUCUCGGGUACCUAGUCACGUGUCAUGGGAUCGAAGCCAAUCCUAAGCAGAUAAACGCAUUAAUAGAAAUGGUCUCGCAAAAGACGAAACGGGAAAUCCAAAGGCUAACCGGAAGAGUCGCGGCCUUGAACCGUUUCAUCUCGCGCUCGACGGAUAAGUGUCUUCCUUUCUACGACACGCUGAAAGGGAAUAAGAAGUUCGAAUGGUCGGAGGAAUUCUCCACAACAGCGCUAAGCAGCGUUUUGAUUAGAGAGGAAUGUGGUGAGCAAAAACCAAUCUUCUACAUAAGCAAAACGUUACUGGACGCUGAGACCCGGUAUCCCCUGAUGGAGAAACUAGCAUUCGCUGUUGUGACAUCGGCAAGGAAACUCCGGCCGUACUUUCAGUCGAAUACCAUAAUAGUCCUCACCACCUUCCCCCUACGAAUGAUCUUGCACAGUCCAAGUCAGUCAGGACGACUCGCAAAAUGGGCAAUCGAAUUAAGCGAGUACGACGUGGAGUACCGCCCAAGAACCUGCGCAAAAUCUCAAAUACUAGCGGACUUCUUGAUAGAAUUGCCCAUGGGGGAUAUGACAAACACGGAACCGGACUCAACCUGGAUCCUUCAUGUCGACGGAUCAUCGUCCAAACAAGGAUCCGGGAUCAAAAUCCGGCUCACGUCUCCGACCGGAAAAGUCUUGGAACAGUCGUUCCGAUUGGAAUUCUAUGCGUCGAACAACGUGGCCGAAUAUGAAGCACUCGAUUCCUCGCUCAGAAAACACUCAGGCGGAUGCCUUGUCGCACUCGCAUCAAGUUCAGAUUCUGGACUAAGACGAGUAAUCCCCGUCGAGUUCAUCGAACACCCAAGCAUCGGACCACCAGUGGUCGCCAAUCUGGCUCGGGCACAAAUCGAAAAUGCGGAGGAAGUUGAAGACCCACCAGAAGAAAACGUGGAUCAGUCGGAAUACGGCUGCGACAGCCCAUGGCUAGAGCAAAUCCGAGCAUACAUAAUCAACGGAACGCUUCCCACUGAGAAAUUGGCGGCCCGAAAAAUCAAGACCCAGGCCGCGCGAUAUGUAACGGUAGAAGGAGAAAUCUACAAAUGGAGAUUCUCCGGCCCACUCAUGACCUGCGCCGAAGGCGAAAAAGCAAGAAGAGUAAUGGAGGAGGUUCAUUUCGGAUCAUGUGGUAACCACUCCGGCGGAAGAUCUCUCGCCGUAAAAAUAAAACGCCAUGGUUAUUACUGGCCAACUAUGAUCAAAGAUUGUGAGAAGUUCGCACGGAAGUGCGAAAAAUGCCAAAGGCACGCGUCGACAAUCCAUCAACCCGCAGAAGUCCUCUCGUCCAUCUCGUCUCCGUAUCCCUUCAUGCGAUGGUCCAUGGAUAUCGUUGGGCCAUUACAUAAUUCGAAGCAGAAGCGCUUCCUCCUGGUCCUCACGGAUUUCUUCUCAAAGUGGUGCAAUGGCCAGGCAGAGACCAUCAACAAAACCGUCCUGGACGGGUUAAAAAAGCGCUUAGAAGCCAAAAAGGGGCGAUGGGUAGAAGAGCUCGAAGGAGUUCUUUGGUUGCAUCGUACGACCCCGAGAUGGGCUACGGGUGAAACCCCAUUCGCCCUCGUUUACGGAACGGAAUGUAUGAUCCCCGCGAAAGUAGAAUUUCCCGGAGUACGGAGAAGAUUCUUCCCCGAACGAGAAGAUCAUAACAGCGCGAUGCUGGACGAACUCGAUCUAAUUAACGAGCGGCGAAUCAAGCUCUCAUACGAAUCCAAAAUUACCAGCACGCCACCGUAA
Molecule: messenger RNA, 2676 nt
Organism: Brassica oleracea var. oleracea
Lineage: Eukaryota; Viridiplantae; Streptophyta; Magnoliopsida; Brassicales; Brassicaceae
Exons: 5
Coding region: 1-2676 (891 amino acids)
Molecular function (GO): nucleic acid binding
Source: RefSeq, a predicted model, not a curated record